Acanthoscelides obtectus is the source of this 708-nucleotide messenger RNA. The record is from the annotation of a GenBank genome assembly. NCBI's taxonomy places the organism in Eukaryota, Metazoa, Arthropoda, Insecta, Coleoptera, Chrysomelidae.
GGUGCAUACAUCUUAGAAAUGAGUUCGAUACUUUAUGACAUUGGUAAAUUGGUAUAACAUACAUAAUAUACGUGAAAGGCUAAACACAGAUAAAGAUGGUCUUACUUCGAGCACCUCUUCUAUCAUACGGAUAUUGGCUUGGGAAAAGUCACAGCUCAAAAAGCUGCUAAAAGGAAAUCGAUUGCAAAAGAUUGAGCAGAAUGACAAAACAUUCAGGUAUAAUCCACCGUACAAACAAGCCAAAACAAACGCAAGAACAAAUAUUCCUAAAAUGUGUCAACUAGUGAUAUUUGUUAACUAAACUUGGGUGAAGGUUAUUAUUACUUGGGUAACUUACCAGUUGCUGAUCAUCUAAAUAGAUCAAGAACGGACACUUAGUAAACAAUUUCUUAGAAGCUACGUUUUACGAUCAAUUGUUUGCUAAUAAUGGACCGUCCAAGUGGCCGCCCUGUUCGCCAGAUCUAACAGUCUUGGAGUACUUUAUAUGGAGGACAAUAAUAAAUAUUGUAUACCAGAACCCACUGACCACUCUAGAUGACUGUCAGCACAGAGUCAGAAAUGCAUUUGCUAGUUUGAGUCCGGAAAUCAUAAGAACUGCCACUCAUCAGUACGUAGAUGUUUUAAAUGUUUGGAAGUUACGGGUGGACAUUUUGAACAUUUACCAAAAUAAGUUGUUUCUUGUUAUGUUUUAAUUUUGUUUUAUAAUAG